Molecule: messenger RNA, 237 nt
Organism: Rotaria sordida
Lineage: Eukaryota; Metazoa; Rotifera; Eurotatoria; Philodinida; Philodinidae
Source: the annotation of a GenBank genome assembly
AUGAGUUUAACUAAUUUAAUAAGUAUUGGAGAAAAUGUAAGAAAACAUAUUUUAAAAGAAGAAGAAUUUUCAAAUAUUGAACAACAUAUAUUUGAAGAAUAUCCAAUAUUAAGACGAACAGCAAUUGAAUGUAUGUGCAAUUUAAUUGUUCAAAAAGAAAUUAUCAAAUAUUUUAUUAGAGAAAAUAAUCGAAUUAAAUUAUUGAUAUUAUUAUGUAGUGAAGAUGAUGAACUAUGA